This is a messenger RNA of Toxotes jaculatrix (banded archerfish), 852 nucleotides long. It is a transcript of the gene nkx6-2, whose product is annotated as NK6 homeobox 2. Gene Ontology annotation, biological process: regulation of transcription by RNA polymerase II; cell differentiation. Bases 1 to 852 code for a protein of 283 amino acids. Gene Ontology annotation, cellular component: nucleus. Gene Ontology annotation, molecular function: RNA polymerase II cis-regulatory region sequence-specific DNA binding; DNA-binding transcription factor activity, RNA polymerase II-specific. Lineage: Eukaryota; Metazoa; Chordata; Actinopteri; Toxotidae. The record is from RefSeq and is a predicted model, not a curated record. The transcript is spliced from 3 exons.
AUGUUAGCGGUCGGGCAGAUGGAGGCUAACCGGCAGAGUGCUUUCGUCCUGGGCAGCACCCCGCUGGCGGCGUUGCACAACAUGACCGAGAUGAAGACGUCCCUGUUCCCGUACGCGCUGCAGCAGAGCCCGGCGGGCUUCAAGGCACCUCCGCUGUCCAACCUCAACUCUCAGAUCGCCGGGGGCACUCCGCACGGAAUAAGCGACAUCCUGGGGAGACCCAUCACCACGGCCGGGCAGCUGCUGUCCGGAUUCCCCAGGAUAAACGGCCUGGCCACCACCGCAGCCGCCGCUGCAGCGGGGAUGUACUUCAGCCCGGCGGUGUCGCGGUACCCGAAGCCCCUGGCCGAGCUGCCGGGGAGGGCGCCCAUCUUCUGGCCCGGGGUGAUGCAGGGUUCUCCCUGGAGGGACCCGCGGGUUCCCUGUCCCACUCAGGCUAACAUGAUGGUGGACAAAGACGGCAAGAAGAAACACUCCAGACCGACUUUUUCAGGACAGCAAAUUUUUGCACUGGAAAAAACUUUCGAGCAGACAAAAUACCUGGCCGGCCCAGAGAGAGCCCGCCUGGCCUACUCUUUAGGAAUGACCGAGAGUCAAGUCAAGGUUUGGUUUCAGAACAGAAGGACCAAAUGGCGGAAGAGACACGCAGCAGAGAUGGCCACGGCCAAGAAGAAACACGACUCCGAGACGGAGAAGAUGAAGGAGAGCUCGGACAACGAGGACGACGACGAGUACAACAAACCACUGGACCCAAAUUCAGACGACGAGAAAAUCACGAGACUGUUGAAAAAGCACAAGGCCACCAACCUGGCGCUGAUCAGCCCCUGCAGUAACAGCUCGGACACUUUGUGA